CUACCUAAUACCUUUCCUAAUUACUACAUACCUUUAAAAACAAAAGAGGGAAGAUCCAUUGGCUUUUAUUGACUCGCCGCAUCUGCUUCAGCUAGGCAGAGUCCCUAAACCAUACGCUUCAAAGGCCUCUGACAGGAGUCGAUUUGGCCAAUCAAAGACUGAAAGCUGGCCACAGCCCAGUCUUUUGAGCCUCGUCCAACGUCCCGCCGCACGGUCUCCAAUCGAGUCGUCUAAUAGAAAGCUUGCGCAUGGUAAAAGGAGGCUGUGCAUGUGCAAUCCGGUCACCACGGCACUCAACCGAAUCCCAGCCAUAGAAGGAUUGGAUUCACAGACACUCAUCCUACGGAGGACGGGGCAAGCUUACAGUGAUUACUUUACCUGACAACUUGCCCAUUCGAUUAGAGUUAACGAGUUGACGACACGACACCGUCUACAUCUGCCAUUGCCUUGGCUGUCAGCUUGUCGCUUGGCACCCUCCCACAUCGCUCGACCUCAUCGCAUCGUAUCGACAUCAAAUAAUUGAGUUUUACUUGCUCGAUCGAACCGUUCAUCGCGCAACGUCAUUUCAUAAAAUCCGCAUGCUGGCAGCCGCCUUUGCCAGUCGAUAGUCUAGCCUUCAACUGUCCGCCGCCAUGGCUGGGCGACCGCCUGGAGGAGGUUUCGAUACGGGACACUCGAAUAAUCGCGACGAUCUGUUACUCGACCUCGACAAUGACCAACCUGUUUACAGUGGCGGACAGCGCUCCAAUCUCAACGAUGACGACCUGAUGCGCUUUCACGAACAGAAUCAAGACCCCCCACCAGGACGUACCUCUGUGUCCUAUGACGACUUCGUCGGUGCUCGAGACGCGAAUCAUGCUUCGACCGCACAACCUGCCGGCGGGUUAGGUGUACCGCCCAGAUCUGGUCCAGGUUCGAAUCCCUACCUUACGAGACAGUAUAGCCAGACUUCCGAACUCGGCAAUUACCAACGCUACGCUGAUGACUUCGAUGAUUAUCCCGUCGAUGGCGACUCGUACUAUCAUCAAGAUGGAGGGGCAAGAGUUGACGAGACUACCCCGGGCCUUGGUAGGAACAACGCGCGGAAUCGAAACAGCGUCUUGGGCCUUGGUGGAGGUUUUCUUGGUAAAGUCAAGAAUAGGUUAGGCCUCGGCCAAGGAUAUUCAGAGAUGGAUCUGCCUCUGACAGAACCCGGCCAUGAACGAGGAGAUUCCGUUGGAGGGAACUCUCAUCAGCCACCGCAGCAGGCUCAGAAGGGCAGGUUUGAUAUGGGUAACUUCAAGUUUGGAUUUGGCCGAUCGAAGCCGGAUCCGUCAACCCUUGGUCCUCGACUCAUAUACCUUAAUAAUCCGCCAGCCAAUGCCGCCAACAAGUAUGUUGAUAACCAUAUCUCGACUGCGAAAUACAACGUCGCAACCUUUCUACCGAAAUUUCUGUACGAGCAAUUCUCAAAGUUUGCCAACAUCUUCUUCUUGUUUACUGCCGCGCUUCAGCAGAUUCCCAAUCUGUCACCAACGAACCCCUACACAACUAUUGCACCCCUCAUAGUGGUGCUUAUUAUAUCUGCCGUCAAGGAAUUGGUCGAGGACUACCGCAGAAAGCAAGCCGAUAAUGCUCUCAAUACUUCUAAAGCGCGGGUCCUACGAGGUUCAACUUUCCAGGAAACGAAGUGGAUCAAUGUGGCCGUCGGAGACAUAAUACGAGUGGAAUCGGAAGAACCUUUCCCUUCUGAUUUAGUUCUUCUGGCUAGUUCUGAGCCCGAAGGUCUCUGUUAUAUCGAAACAGCAAACCUUGAUGGUGAAACAAACCUCAAGAUCAAACAAGGGCUGCCAGAAACUUCCUCAAUGGUUUCACCCAAUGAGCUUAGCAGGCUGGGAGGACGUAUCAAGUCGGAACAGCCCAAUAGUAGUCUUUACACAUAUGAGGCAACAUUGACAAUGCAGACUGGAGGCGGAGAAAAGGAAUUUGCUCUCAAUCCAGAGCAACUCCUUCUCAGAGGUGCUACUUUGCGAAACACGCCUUGGGUUCACGGUGUUGUAGUGUUUACUGGCCACGAAACGAAACUCAUGCGAAAUGCUACUGCUGCUCCUAUUAAGCGUACCAAGGUUGAGAGGAAACUCAACAUGCUUGUCCUCUUAUUGGUAGGUAUCUUACUAGUUCUGAGUAUCGUGUGUACCGUUGGAGAUUUGAUCCAGCGGAAGGUCGAAGGCGAUGCUCUCUCCUAUCUCUUCCUGGAUCCCACCAACACUGCUGGUCAAAUCACUCAAACAUUCCUCAAGGACAUGGUCACAUACUGGGUUCUGUUUUCGGCACUGGUUCCCAUUUCUCUCUUCGUCACCGUGGAGUUGGUGAAAUAUUGGCAUGGAAUCCUGAUCAACGAUGAUCUCGACAUGUACUACGAUAAGAACGAUACACCUGCUACUUGCCGAACGUCAAGCUUGGUCGAAGAACUUGGCAUGGUUGAAUACGUAUUCUCAGACAAGACUGGAACCCUCACCUGUAAUCAGAUGGAGUUCAAGCAAUGUUCGAUUGCCGGAAUUCAAUACUCAGAAGAUGUGCCAGAGGAUCGUCGUCCAACUAUGGUUGACGGCGUUGAAGUCGGUCUUUUCGAUUACAAGGCGCUCAAGGCUAACCUCGCCAACGGACACGAGACUGCCCCUGCCAUCGAUCACUUCUUGUCACUGCUCGCAACUUGCCAUACUGUCAUUCCGGAAAUGGAUGAGAAAGGAGGUAUCAAGUACCAAGCUGCUUCUCCUGAUGAAGGCGCUUUGGUCGCUGGUGCCCUGGAUCUCGGGUUCAAGUUCACUGCUCGAAAGCCAAAGUCGGUCAUCAUCGAUGCUAAUGGCCGCGAACUUGAAUAUGAACUUCUUGCUGUUUGCGAAUUUAACUCGACUCGAAAGCGAAUGUCAACUAUUUACCGAUGCCCGGAUGGAAAGAUUCGAUGCUAUUGUAAGGGUGCCGACACCGUCAUUCUCGAACGACUCAAUGAUCAGAAUCCGCAUGUGGAAGUUACACUCCGACAUCUUGAAGAGUACGCCUCUGAAGGUCUGCGAACGCUAUGUUUGGCUAUGCGAGAAAUCCCAGAGAAUGAGUUUCAGGAAUGGUACAAGAUUUACGAUACUGCCCAGAUGACCGUUGGCGGCAACCGCGCUGAGGAAGUGGACAAGGCUUCGGAAAUUAUCGAGAAGGACUUCUUUUUACUUGGCGCAACUGCCAUCGAGGAUCGCCUUCAGGAUGGCGUUCCAGAGACAAUUCACACUUUACAACAGGCCAAUAUUAAAGUUUGGGUUUUGACUGGAGAUCGUCAAGAAACCGCCAUUAACAUCGGGAUGAGUUGCAAGCUCCUCAGCGAAGAUAUGAUGCUUCUGAUCGUUAACGAGGAAACGGCUGCUGCUACACGAGACAACAUUCAGAAGAAGAUGGAUGCCAUCAGGACGCAGGGAGAUGGCACAAUCGAAACAGAAACAUUAGCCUUGAUCAUUGAUGGAAAGUCUUUGACAUUCGCUCUCGAAAAGGAUUUGGAAAAACUGUUCCUUGACUUAGCCAUUAUGUGCAAGGCUGUCAUUUGCUGCCGCGUGUCUCCUCUUCAAAAGGCCCUUGUUGUAAAGCUGGUCAAGAAGUAUCAAAAGGAGUCCAUUCUUCUCGCUAUUGGCGAUGGAGCAAAUGACGUCUCCAUGAUUCAAGCUGCACAUAUUGGCAUUGGUAUCAGUGGUGAAGAAGGUCUUCAGGCCGCACGAAGUGCGGAUGUUGCUAUCGCUCAAUUCCGCUUUCUCCGAAAGUUAUUGUUGGUUCAUGGCGCAUGGAGUUAUCAGCGUGUCACGAAGACGAUUUUGUUCUCAUUCUAUAAGAACAUCGCAUUAUAUAUGACACAAUUCUGGGUAAGUAUGACACGAAACCACGAGUGUGUGUAACCAUGGCUAAUACUGUUGGCAGUACACAUUCCAAAACGUAUUUUCCGGUCAGGUUAUCUACGAGUCAUGGACACUAUCCUUCUACAACGUUUUUUACACCGUUCUACCCCCUCUAGCGCUCGGUAUUCUGGAUCAGUUCAUCUCGGCUCGCCUGCUGGAUCGAUACCCCCAGCUUUACAUGAUGGGCCAGCAGAACUACUUCUUUCGAUUUAAAGUUUUCACACAGUGGAUAGGCAACGCUAUCUACCAUUCUAUUGUGCUGUACAUUUGGGCGCAGCUCUUCUGGUACGGUGACCUUAUCCAAGGAGAUGGCAAGAUUGCUGGUCAUUGGGUGUGGGGCACGGCGCUCUACGGUGCCACUCUCCUCACCGUCCUAGGUAAGGCUGCUCUUGUCACCAACAACUGGACCAAGUACCAUGUCCUCGCCAUACCUGGAAGCAUGGCCAUUUGGUACGUGCUUACUGCCGUCUAUGGUAUCGUAGCGCCUAUGGCAGGCGUGUCCAUGGAGUACUUCGGUACCAUACCAAGGAUCUACGAAAGCCCCGUGUUUUGGCUCCAAACGGUCUGCCUCGCCAUUAUGUGCCUCUUGCGUGACUUUGUCUGGAAGUAUGCGAAGCGUAUGUACCGACCACAGACAUACCAUCACAUCCAGGAAAUCCAGAAGUACAAUAUUCAGGACUAUCGGCCCAGAAUGGAGCAGUUUCAGAAAGCAAUUCGGAAAGUGCGGCAAGUGCAACGUAUGCGUAAACAACGCGGAUAUGCCUUCUCGCAAGCAGACGAGAGUCAAACACGUGUGCUCCAAGCAUACGAUACCACGAAGCAUCGUGGACGAUAUGGUGAGAUGGCCAGCUCAAGGCCAGCGGGCAGGUAACCGGCAGGGGCAGAAGGGGAGAGGGAUCGUGCGCAGGUCUUUUGAGAAUGCCUGUGUGGUUCGCGUGACGAAUACAAAAUAUUGGGGGGUUUACUCAGGAGUUGGAUUGCCAUUUAUUUCAAAACACCGGGUGGUCGUUCUGCUCAGUCACCCUUUUCUAUACUAUCCAAUUAUCGAUGCUGAGAGCUGCGCGUCGUUGGCUCGAUGAAUUGAAAUUCGCAUGAUGCAUAUAUGCUCUUGGACAUCUUGGAGAGGUGCCCAGACACCUUUCUUAGAACAAGCGAGAACGAGGAUAUGACAGGGGAUCUACGGAGGUAGGCUAUACGAAACGAGACCAGCAUGUUAAAUCAUGCGCUAGACAUGAGAGAUACUAUUUAUUGCCGAUAUUUUAGUCUGCCGGAGUUCUCGAUUUUCAAAACCUCAUGGAUAGGCUGCAUAGGUAGCUGCUUACAUUUGCUACCUGUGUCGUGGAGGCUAGAGAAUAUUAUGUUUUGAUCCCAUACCAUUACUGUAACCAGCCACGCCAUCUUUCAACUGUGAACAUUAUUAAACAACUAAAAUAUUUCUCCGACUUUUACUUC
Molecule: messenger RNA, 5363 nt
Organism: Fusarium odoratissimum NRRL 54006
Lineage: Eukaryota; Fungi; Ascomycota; Sordariomycetes; Hypocreales; Nectriaceae
Product: phospholipid-translocating ATPase
Exons: 2
Coding region: 633-3911 (1092 amino acids)
Biological process (GO): intracellular protein transport; endocytic recycling; phospholipid translocation
Cellular component (GO): plasma membrane
Molecular function (GO): ATPase-coupled intramembrane lipid carrier activity; magnesium ion binding; ATP binding
Source: RefSeq, a predicted model, not a curated record